Solenopsis invicta (red fire ant) is the source of this 6992-nucleotide messenger RNA. It is a transcript of the gene para, whose product is annotated as sodium channel protein para. The coding region runs from base 171 to 6377 and encodes 2068 amino acids. Gene Ontology annotation, molecular function: voltage-gated sodium channel activity; calcium ion binding. Lineage: Eukaryota; Metazoa; Arthropoda; Insecta; Hymenoptera; Formicidae. Gene Ontology annotation, biological process: sodium ion transmembrane transport; membrane depolarization during action potential; neuronal action potential. Gene Ontology annotation, cellular component: voltage-gated sodium channel complex; plasma membrane. The transcript is spliced from 30 exons. The record is from RefSeq and is a predicted model, not a curated record.
CCGGCCGGUAGCCGGCAAGUCGCGCCGCUUUCAGCACCGGACCCGUUGUCCACGUCAGCCGCAGCAGCAACUUUACUACCCCCCCGCGUCGUGGGACACGCGCACACCACACUUCAGGAACUGUUAGCACCGAUCAAAAGAAGGUGGCUCAGCUGUGCGCAGCCUAGACAAUGUCCGAAGAUUCUGACUCUAUAUCAGAGGAAGAAAGAAGUUUGUUCCGUCCGUUCACGCGGGAGUCCCUGGCAGCGAUCGAGUCUCGCAUCGCCGAGGAAGAGGCUAGGCAGAAGGAGCUUCAGCAGAGAAGAGCGGAAGGCGAGGUACGGUAUGACGACGAGGACGAGGACGAAGGUCCUCAGCCGGAUCCAAUGUUUGAGCAGGGAGCGCCGAUCCCGGUCCGACUGCACAACGAAUUUCCACCCGAGUUGGCCUCCACACCUCUCGAGGAUAUUGAUACCUUCUACCACAAUCAAAGGACCUUCGUCGUCAUUAGCAAGGGAAAGGAUAUAUACAGAUUCUCAGCGACGGACGCGAUGUGGAUGCUCGACCCGUUCAACCCUAUACGGCGCGUGGCCAUCUACAUAUUGGUUCACCAGUUCUUUUCUCUCUUCAUCAUCACUACAAUAUUGGUUAACUGUAUACUCAUGAUCAUGCCCACCACGCCCACCAUCGAGUCCACCGAAGUGAUAUUUACGGGCAUCUACACAUUUGAGUCCGCCGUUAAGGUGAUGGCGAGGGGUUUCAUUCUGCAGCCUUUUACCUAUCUUAGAGAUGCAUGGAAUUGGCUUGACUUCGUAGUUAUAACUUUAGCUUAUGUGACGAUGGGCAUAGAUCUAGGCAACCUUGCCGCUCUCAGGACAUUUCGAGUCCUCCGAGCCUUGAAGACUGUCGCUAUUGUACCAGGUCUGAAAACCAUUGUCGGCGCUGUGAUAGAAUCCGUGAAGAACCUGCGCGAUGUGAUAAUCCUGACGAUGUUCUCCCUCUCCGUCUUUGCGCUGAUGGGCCUUCAGAUUUACAUGGGGGUCCUCACGCAAAAGUGUAUAAAGAACUUUCCUGACGACGGCUCCUGGGGCAAUCUCACCCACGAGAGUUGGGCGCGAUUCAACAAAAACGAAACUAAUUGGUACAUGGACGAGGCUAAAAAUAUACCCUUAUGCGGGAAUUCGUCGGGGGCGGGGCAGUGCCUUCCCGGGUACACGUGUUUACAAGGAUUCGGCUCUAAUCCGAAUUACGGUUACACGAGCUUCGACACUUUCGGUUGGGCAUUGCUCUCCGCCUUUCGUCUCAUGACUCAGGAUUAUUGGGAGAAUCUGUAUCAACUGGUGCUAAGAUCGGCCGGACCGUGGCACAUGCUCUUCUUCAUCGUUAUCAUCUUCCUCGGGUCCUUCUAUCUCGUGAACUUGAUCCUCGCUAUUGUCGCGAUGUCGUACGACGAGUUGCAGAAGAAGGCCGAAGAGGAGGAGGCCGCCGAGGAAGAAGCUAUGAGGGAAGCCGAGGAAGCGGCGAUAGCGAAGCAGAACAAGCUCGAGGCGCAGGCUGCAGCGCGGGAAGCUGCGGCCGCAGCGGCGGUCGCCGCCGUGGAAGCUGCGGAUCAGAUCGUCAAGUCCCCGUCGGAUUUCUCGUGUCACAGCUACGAGCUGUUCGUCGGCCAGGAGAAGGGCAACGACGACAACAAUAAGGAGAAGAUGAGCAUACGUUCGAUCGAGUCCGUGGGCGACCAGAGGCACAUCAAGCAGAUCAACAACAACCACAGCGCUGCCAAUAAAGUGCGGAAAGUCAGCGCCGUCCCUCGCGCCGCUAAUGGCCAGUUUACUUAUGCCUACCAGGAAAGCCUGCGGAAGGCGAGCCUGAGCCUACCCGGCUCACCGUUCAAUCUACGCCGCAGCAGCCGUGGCAGCCACCAGUUCACGAUACGCAACGGCCGCGGCCGAUGCUUCGUACCGCCGGGCGGCGACCGGAAGCCCCUCGUCCUGUCAACGUACCUGGACGCCCAGGAGCACCUGCCCUACGCCGACGACUCGAACGCGGUCACCCCGAUGUCCGAGGAGAACGGCACGAUCGUAGUACCGGUGUACUACGCGAAUCUCGGCUCGCGCCACUCGUCCUACACCUCGCACGCCUCGCGGCUCUCCUACACGUCUCACGGUGACCUGGCCUUCCCCGGCAUCCGCGGCAUCGGCAUCGACAGCAUCGGCAAGCAGAUCACCAAGCAAGAACAGAUCCUCAGGAAUAGAAAAACAGACAACAAACAGACGACACCGGCCAACGGCCACGUCACGGACACCAAUCAGAAAACUUAUCAUUUCGAAACUUCCGAUAUAGAAGAUACCAUGGGCAAGACCAAGCAACAAGACAAUCCGUUUAUCGAGCCGUCUCAGCAGCACACCGUGGUCGACAUGAAGGAUGUAAUGGUGCUGAACGACAUAAUCGAGCAGGCCGCCGGUCGCCAGAGCAAGACGCCGGAACAAGGAGUUUCGACCUAUUACUUUCCGACAGACGACGAUGAAGAACCUACAUUCAAGGACAAGUUAGUAGCAGCAUUAUAUCGUGGUAUCGACAUCUUUUGCGUCUGGGAUUGCUGCUGGCUUUGGCUCGAGUUUCAAAAGUACGUGUCACUGUUGGUCUUUGAUCCGUUCGUAGAACUCUUCAUUACACUCUGCAUCGUCGUCAAUACGCUCUUCAUGGCACUGGAUCAUCACGACAUGGACAAAGACAUGGAAAGAGUACUCAAAUCCGGCAAUUACUUCUUCACGGCGACGUUCGGUAUCGAAGCGACUAUGAAGCUGAUGGCGAUGAGCCCAAAAUAUUAUUUUCAAGAGGGCUGGAAUAUUUUCGAUUUUAUCAUCGUCGCUCUUUCGCUUUUGGAGUUGGGUCUCGAGGGCGUGCAAGGUCUGUCGGUAUUACGAUCUUUCAGAUUGCUGAGAGUGUUCAAACUGGCAAAAUCGUGGCCUACGUUGAAUUUGCUGAUCUCCAUCAUGGGCAGAACGGUGGGCGCGUUGGGUAAUCUAACGUUCGUGUUGUGCAUCAUCAUCUUCAUCUUCGCCGUGAUGGGUAUGCAGCUCUUCGGCAAGAAUUACGUCGACCACGUCGACUACUUCCCGGACGGUGAUCUACCCAGAUGGAACUUUACCGACUUCAUGCACUCGUUUAUGAUCGUUUUCCGAGUGUUGUGCGGAGAGUGGAUCGAGUCUAUGUGGGAUUGCAUGCUGGUCGGGGAUGUCUCUUGUAUACCAUUCUUCUUAGCUACCGUCGUCAUCGGUAACUUGGUCGUCCUGAAUCUCUUCUUAGCUCUGUUGCUCAGCAAUUUCGGCUCAUCAAAUCUGUCAGCCCCGACUGCGGACAACGACACGAACAAGAUCGCGGAGGCGAUCGAUCGAAUAGCGCGUUUCAUUAAGUGGAUCAAGCGAAAUAUCCUGAAUUUUUUGAAGUUGAUGCGAGCCAAACUCACCAAUCAGAUAUCCGAUCAGGCGCCAGGUGAGGGACCGUCCAACAGUUGGAAAGAAGAUGGGAUUGAUCGCGAUGGGGACCUAGAUCUUGCAGAUGGCGAGUUGGACGCAUACAGAGACAAGAAGAGCGCUAAAGAGCUUAAUCAGCUUGAAGUUGCUAUUGGCGACGGGAUGGAAUUUACUAUUCAUGGAGAUCUGAAGAACAAACUGAAGAGAAGCAAGCUGUGCAUGAACAACACGAAGGUUAUCGCGAAUUCAAUAAACCAUCACGAUUAUAGACUGGACAACGAUUAUAUUAAUCAGAACGAAGACGACACUAUCAGUAACAAAUCGUAUGGCAGUCACAAAAAUCGCGCAUUUAAGGACGAGAGUCACAAAGGCAGCAUGGAUUCGUUAAACGGCGAGGAGAAGAAAGACGCCAGUAAAGAAGAUUUGGAACAGGAGGAAGAAGACGUAGAAGACGAGGGUGAAGAAAGGGAAGAGCUCGACAUCGAGAUAAUACACGCGGACGAAGAUCCCAUUCAAUCGAGUUACCCGGCCGAUUGUUGUCCAGAAAAUUGCUACAAAAAAUUUCCAUUUUUGGCCGGCGACGACGACGCCCCGUUCUGGCAGGGCUGGGCGAACUUGAGAUUCAAGACCUUCCGGCUGAUCGAGAACAAAUACUUCGAGACUGCCGUCAUCACCAUGAUCCUUCUAAGUAGCUUGGCCUUGGCUUUGGAGGACGUUCAUCUUCAACAACGACCUGUCCUGCAAGACAUAUUGUAUUACAUGGACCGAAUAUUCACUGUGAUCUUCUUCAUCGAGAUGUUGAUCAAGUGGCUGGCUCUAGGAUUUAAAAAGUAUUUCACGAACGCCUGGUGCUGGCUCGAUUUUAUCAUCGUCAUGGUAUCGCUCAUUAACUUCGUAGCGUCGCUCGCUGGCGCUGGCGGGAUUCAAGCCUUCAAAACAAUGCGGACCCUAAGGGCCCUAAGGCCGCUCAGGGCGAUGUCUAGAAUGCAGGGGAUGCGGGUAGUCGUUAAUGCCUUGGUCCAAGCCAUUCCAUCCAUCUUCAACGUAUUGCUGGUAUGCCUUAUUUUCUGGCUUAUAUUCGCUAUCAUGGGGGUGCAGCUGUUUGCUGGCAAAUACUUUAAGUGUGUCGACGCGAACAAGACGACGCUCAGCUACGAGAUAAUACCGGAUCGUAACGCUUGCAACACCGAGAAUUACACGUGGGAAAAUUCGCCGAUGAAUUUCGACCACGUCGGGAAAGCGUACCUGUGCCUAUUCCAAGUGGCGACUUUCAAAGGCUGGAUCCAAAUCAUGAACGACGCGAUCGACUCUAGAGAGAUCAAUAAGCAACCGAUUCGUGAAACGAACAUUUACAUGUAUCUCUACUUCGUGUUUUUCAUUAUAUUUGGAUCGUUUUUUACCCUCAAUCUGUUUAUCGGAGUUAUCAUCGACAACUUUAACGAGCAAAAGAAAAAAGCCGGCGGAUCCCUUGAAAUGUUCAUGACGGAAGAUCAGAAGAAAUAUUACAAUGCCAUGAAGAAAAUGGGCAAUAAGAAGCCUCUGAAAGCUAUUCCUCGACCGAGGUGGCGGCCGCAGGCAAUAGUGUUCGAAAUAGUGACGGACAAAAAGUUCGAUAUGAUAAUCAUGCUGUUCAUCGGGCUGAACAUGCUCACGAUGACGUUGGACCAUUAUCAGCAGAGCGAUACGUUCAGCAAAGUUCUGGACUAUCUCAACAUGAUAUUCAUUGUGAUAUUCACCAGCGAGUGUCUCAUGAAGAUCUUCGCUCUUCGCUACCACUACUUCAAGGAGCCAUGGAAUCUCUUUGAUUUUGUUGUUGUUAUAUUGUCAAUAUUAGGUCUGGUGCUCAGCGACAUUAUUGAGAAAUAUUUCGUGUCACCGACUUUGCUUCGUGUAGUGAGAGUGGCAAAAGUCGGUCGUGUGCUUCGACUCGUGAAAGGUGCCAAGGGUAUCCGAACCCUUCUCUUCGCCCUGGCGAUGUCGUUGCCAGCCCUCUUCAACAUUUGCCUACUGCUGUUUUUGGUGAUGUUUAUCUUUGCGAUAUUCGGAAUGUCUUUCUUCAUGCACGUCAAAGACAAGAGCGGACUGGAUGACGUGUACAAUUUCAAGACAUUCGGGCAGUCAAUGAUACUGCUAUUUCAGAUGUCAACCUCGGCCGGUUGGGACAGUGUUCUCGACGGUAUAAUAAACGAGGAGGACUGCCAGGAGCCAAACAACGAGAUCGGCUACCCGGGCAACUGUGGAUCCUCGACAAUCGGGAUCGCAUACCUGCUCUCGUAUCUCGUGAUCAGCUUCCUAAUCGUCAUUAACAUGUACAUCGCUGUGAUCCUCGAGAAUUACUCGCAGGCCACCGAGGACGUGCAGGAGGGUCUGACGGACGACGACUACGACAUGUACUACGAGAUUUGGCAGCAGUUCGAUCCGGACGGCACGCAAUACAUCAGAUACGACCAACUGUCGGACUUCUUGGACGUAUUGGAGCCCCCGUUGCAGAUACACAAGCCCAACAAAUACAAGAUCGUGUCGAUGGAUAUCCCCAUAUGUAAGGGAGACCUUAUGUUUUGCGUGGAUAUUCUCGAUGCCCUCACUAAGGACUUUUUCGCGCGGAAGGGCAAUCCGAUCGAAGAGACGGGCGAUCUGGGCGAGGUCCAGGCCCGGCCCGACGAGGCCGGUUACGAGCCGGUCUCGUCCACUCUAUGGCGGCAACGCGAGGAGUAUUGCGCCCGUCUCAUACAGAACGCCUGGCGGAAGCACAAGCAGCAGCGUCUUGGCGGGCCAAGCGAGGAGAGCGACGAUCCGGACAUCGAUCUGUGCGUCCGGCAGACCCAGGUGCUCGUGGAGAGCGACGGCUACGUCACGAAGAACGGUCACCGCGUCGUCAUACACAGCCGAUCGAUGAGCAUCACUUCGAGAACCGCGGACGUCUGAUCGCCAUCGUCGUCGUCGCCGCCGCCGCCGCAGCAGCUACCAUCGUCGCUAUCGCCGCCACCGCCGCCGUCCGUGCGCCGCAAAUCGCUCCUCCGCACCAGCCACAGCAGGAGCAGGAGCAGCAGCAGCAGCAGUAGCAGCAGCAGCAGCAGCAUCGUCGACGACGAUGAUCACUCACCGUUAGCCGCUCACCCUGCUCGCGCGGAGUAGUGGCCGGGCGGGCACCUCGCGUGUGCUCUCCAUCGACAGCCUUAUAGUUGUAUAAAUAACAUUCCUCCAACGAGUUGCCUUUAAAUCGUCUUUAAAACGAGCCACGACCGUUGGGAGAGAGGGAGAGAGGCAGAGAGAGCAAGAGAGAGAAAGAGAGGCACGUCGCCAGUUAGAGAGACGAGCGUCCGUACGAGGUACACCAAGAGACUGCGAUUGCGACGCGAGAUCCAUCGGUUUCGGAGUCGAAAGUGUGUGCCACUUCUUGCCGAUGGCCGAUCCACCGGAUCCGCGGCUUUCGAAGAUUGGAAUCUUUCAUUUGUCGUGCCGUCCGGAAAGGAGAAGGCGCGAGAGCGCGACACGAACGGAACAAGAAGAAGGAAGAGAAGAGGCUGACGAGAAGAAGAA